Trematomus bernacchii (emerald rockcod) is the source of this 565-nucleotide messenger RNA. RefSeq names its product PWWP domain-containing DNA repair factor 3A-like. The coding region runs from base 22 to 351 and encodes 109 amino acids. NCBI's taxonomy places the organism in Eukaryota, Metazoa, Chordata, Actinopteri, Perciformes, Nototheniidae. The transcript is spliced from 3 exons. The record is from RefSeq and is a predicted model, not a curated record.
CAAACAACACAACACUCCGUGAUGGAGCACGCCCAGAGCUCAACAAAUUGGACUCGGACACCUUCCGUCCGGACACAGACGGAGAGAAGGUUCACAGAUGAGGUGGCAUUCGUCAUGGAUGUGCUUCUGCCAGAGGCGACAGUCCACGCCCUUGCAGCUGUACUCUCGGUUUACCUUGAAAGAGCCAAGGAAACGUAUAUAUCUGGACCCGAGUAUGACUGGAGUGAGAUGGAACUUUGUUCUCAUUACCUCACCAAGAACAUGAGUGAGGAAGCGCACCAAAGGCUGAAGGACUCCAGUGAAAGAUUCCGAAGAGCUUUGGAUUCCGAGGAGUUUUUAAAUAGGCUUUAACCUCCUGCAGGUCAAUCCUGGCUGCUUACAUUUUUAUUUAAAAUCAUGUUGAUUUUACUGUUGGGAUCAAUUUAAAAGGUUAUUUUUUUUUUUUAAGCAGACCAGCUUGAAUAGUGCCCCUCUGAUUUUCCACAUGAUGUUCUGUUCAAUAAAUGUUCAUUGAGGAAAACGGUAUCAGUGUCUUAUUGUAUAUUCAUCACAGUGAAUGCAGUGA